Messenger RNA from Chanos chanos (milkfish), 2055 nucleotides. Its product is annotated as zinc-binding protein A33. Gene Ontology annotation, molecular function: protein binding; zinc ion binding. Bases 172 to 1374 code for a protein of 400 amino acids. The transcript has 6 exons. The record is from RefSeq and is a predicted model, not a curated record. NCBI's taxonomy places the organism in Eukaryota, Metazoa, Chordata, Actinopteri, Gonorynchiformes, Chanidae.
AACAAAACCGAAAGUAAGCUUCCAGACAAAGGUUAUGCAACGAAGCUAAUCCAGCGACAUUCAGGCUUCAUCGAAGACAAAAUCUGUAGCAGAUUUUUUUUUUCUUUUAAAAACAGCUCGGUAAAGGCUGUAUCUCACUGUACUUACAUAAAGGUUUUCACAUACUUUAGAAUGAGUGCAUCUGCGGAUCUUCGUGACGAAUUGAUAUGUCCCGAACAUGAGGAAAGACUGAGACUGUUUUGCGAAACGGAUCAGAAGCUGGCCUGCGUUAUCUGUAGAGAUGGCAUUAAACAUCGCAAUCACACAUUCAGACCUAUCAAGGAGGCAGCCCAGAUCUACAAGGGCCAUCUGAUGGAGGCCUUGAGUUUUCUGGCAAAAGAGAACAGGGAUCUAGGUGACUUGGCUACACGUCAGGCUACUGCGACAACAGAAACUGAGGACAGAUCAAAAGUUCUCUCAGACCAGAUCUCUGCUCAGUUUGAAGAGAUGUAUAACUUUCUGAAGAAAAGGGAGAGAGAACUGAAGGAACAGCUGGCAAAUGAAGAGAAGCACCUUGUGAAUCCCAUGGUGAGAAAUCAUUCCUCUAUCGAGAACAGGUGGUUGGACGGAAGAGAAGUGGAAGUUCUUCUUCAGUCUGCCCUGGAUAUUCCAGAACCGGACCAUUUUCUGAAGUGGUGGAGUGAGAAAGGCUACUCUGUAACAAAGAGAAUGAAGGCGGGACAAACAACGUACAAGUCAAAGGUGAAAGAUGUAAAAGUGAUUCCUCACUCUCUGUUCCUUGGACCACUGGAGACUCACCUGCAGUUCUUUGUCUGGAAGGAGAUGCUGAGUUGCAUCAAACCAGUUCCUGAAACACUAACCAUUAAAGACUCAGGCGACUCCUACCUGAAGGUGUCUCCAGGUGGCGCCCGUGUGCGACAGGCAGACAGGCAGACCAGCCAGUACAAAUCCUACAACCCUGGGGUCGUUACCAAAGACACCUUUCAAAGGGGUCAGCAUUACUGGGACGUGGAGGUGGGAGAGAAGUUAGACUGGAGCAUCGGUGUUACGGCAGACACAGACCCCAAAAAAAAGGAUCCAAAAAAGCAGAUCACUCUCCACCUUAAACAUGAGAAAGGCUACAUCCUCAGCCAUGAAGACAAGGAGAUUCCCAUCACGAUGAACCCACUGGUGAAACCCCGAAAGAUCGGGCUGUACUUAGAUUGUGACAGACGCAGGGUUUCCUUCUACAAUGCAGACAACAUGACUCUCAUUCAAGCAUGUAACUUCAGCUCCAUUCCACCCUAUUCUAUCAGCCUGUGUCCCGGGCUAUAUCUGGACGGCAAGAACAAUGACCCACUGACCGUAUGUUGGUACGGAUCUGCUAGACGCUAGCGCCGAUCGCUAAUGUACAUCCAACCUCAUGCAUUCAUCUGUGGACUACCGCUAGGUGUUGUAUCUGAUUAGCAGUCCAGGGACAGAACAGAUUUAGCUGUCUGGAUGUCGUUGUGCUCUAACAGAUUACUAGUUUUAAUAUGCAUACCUUUAGUUUGAUUUUACUUUUCAUUCGUACGUAUGGGUGUGCCUUUCGCGAAGAUGUGAUUAUUUUGGUUGUAUUAAGUCAUCACAGAAAUAAUCUGAAGGAAGUGCCAUUGGUUUAAUACAUCAUCCACUGAUAAAGUUUUUGUUUGUUGGUUUGCUUGUUUGUUUGUAUUUUCCAAACUCAGCCCAUUGAUAGUCCCAGACAAGUCACUACUGGUCAUUUUGCAGAGGCAAUUCCAUGUAGUACGAAAUAUACACGUCUCUAAAUCUCUUAUAUAUAUGCAAAUGUAAUCUGUCAGCUGAGAUAUUUCUAUUUAAAAUAUCAAUUUUAGUUUCAUUUGUCAUACGAAGUGUUCUGUUAUCUGAUAUCAAAGUACUGAAUUUACUGUGUUCACAAUAUGUAAAUGGUGGCUGGAACUUGGUGUAUAAAUAAGUAGUUUAAAAGAAACAUUUGUCUUCUCUUAUAGAUUUAUAUUUAUGCAAUGUGUGUGAGAUCCCAUGUCAGAUUUGUUAAAAAGUAUUUGAUAGGAAGAC